Suillus plorans is the source of this 1311-nucleotide messenger RNA. RefSeq lists its product as uncharacterized. Lineage: Eukaryota; Fungi; Basidiomycota; Agaricomycetes; Boletales; Suillaceae. The record is from RefSeq and is a predicted model, not a curated record. The transcript has 6 exons. The coding region runs from base 1 to 1311 and encodes 436 amino acids.
AUGCUCGCACAAGACCUCGCCUGCAAUAACCCCUACUUGAUGGACACCCCAGAAUCAUUAACGUUUACACCAAUUGAGUUCGACCCUGACGAUCCCUCCGAGUCUAGUCUGAGACAGCGGGGGAUACCUGCUCAACUCGGUUCAUCACGUUAUAACCCAUAUGCACGCAGCAUGCCUGGCUCAAGGCCUUCUACAUCGCUAGCGUCAGCAAGCGUAAUAGAUGAUGCCGAUAGUGCUCGUUGCACCACAGACUUGCAAGAAGCCCCACAAUCUAAGUGUAGCAUCAAGGACUAUGAUAAAACACAGCAACUAGCCAUCGAAUGGGCGAAAAUGCGCCUCGUUAUGGACGGUGCAACUACUGGCUGGAUCAGGAACAGUACCAGAGACGAGAAGGUCAAGAUGGAGAUGCGCGUUAGGGAGAUCAUUUUUCAUGCCGGUAUAAAGUUCAGUUGUGAAUUGAUAGCUAAUAAAGAGCUCGCAAAAACGGGCGAAGAAUUUGCGCCCCUGUACAAGCUUGAACCGCCGUCAAAGCGGUCCGAGGAGGAACACCAGAUUUAUAUGAACAAUCGAAGGGUAGCUAUCUACGAUGCAAAUCAGCCUUUCGAAUACUAUCUACAUGGUAUAGAGGAGACUGAGACGUCUACCAAUGUCCUGGUCUUCUCAGGUCAAGCUGUCGAAAGUACUCAUAUCAAGCACUGGUAUGAGAGCAAGAAAUCGCCACUUUAUGACGAAGAAAUGAGGUCCUCGAUUAAUACAACACCCCUUGACAUGCUCGCAGAGUCAGCGGUGGGAAUAAGGUGUGCCAUUGAUUGGUACGUCGAGGGUCGACUCUCCGGAUCAAAAGAAAAUAACACUCUGCACUUCGCUACCGACGUAUAUGCCAAUGAGCAACAGUUGAUCAAGAACGCGAUGGUAUUUGCCCUCCAGCAAAAUAUACAUCGGGAGUCAUUCCAGAAGCAUCUAUUAUAUCUUCAUCACAGAGGCCUUCAAAAAUUGCACGAGAAGCUGGGCCUUUCGGCUCCUGAAUUUCCAAUCCAUGUCCCUUUAACAGCGGAGGAGUUGAGCAAACCACGCCUAGUGCCGAGUCAUAAUACCGCGACUGCCCUGCCCGGGCCUUCCACUUUGUUGCCGUUUGGACAAAUAGGUGGUCAGGUGCCAUUGAUGACGUCGGGACCGCAGAUGUCGUUUGUACAGAUCUCAGGUGAUGUGGGUCUGAAUAUGUGGGGCUUUCCAAGUUUUGGAGACUCGGAGCAGUCCCGUCUUGAACAAGGCUCCGGGUCCAUGUCGACCCAAAUGCCUUUCAACAUAUAG